UUAUUAAUCUCUUAUUUUGUUUUAAUAGAUCACAUUAGAUUUCAUUUCCAAGCUAUGUAAAAUUUGUUACGACAUAGUGCAUAAGUCGUAUUAUAAGUAAUAUUGUAUUUGGGCCUUAACUAUUUGGCUUGUGUCAAAAUAAUGUAAACGCAGAGAACGUAUAUUAUACGAUAUGAUAUACGUUCUCUGCUACGCCUAUAAAACAGCUGUUUAAUACACAAAACAAAAGUCGGAAGAAAAUACAAAUAAAAUCGGAGAAACUCAGCUAGAUUUUCUAAUUUUACUAAUAAAGCGAUACGUCCUGAAAAAUGUCCUCGAAUUUUAGAUAUACCAUGGUGCGAACCGUACGUCCUUAUGUCAAAUAUUUUCCGCAAUUAACGAAACCAGUACUUCGGGUUCUUAUAAAAGUUUCUGUUCACUAUCUGGAGAGUUCGAAAUGUUCACCGGAAGAAUUAGACUUGGAGUUGACUAAACUUACGCAUUCUGGCCAAGACAUUCCAGACAACUUUUGUGAAUUAUUCGCAGCCGUGUUGCAAAUUAUGCAAAUAUUUUUGCGUACGCCAAAGGGUAUUGUUAAAGACCACGAACUAAGAGACUGCCUCAAGGAACUGAGAUUUACUGAUGAAUGCGUUGAAGACUUAAGUAAAGUACUGUAUAACCAUCGUGCCUCCUUAACGAAGAAUUUCAUUGAGGCCAAGACAACACGUUCCAAACCGAAGAACCUGCAAUGGCGCAUUAACAUAUCAUUAGGAGAGGGCACAUGUAACGGCAGUAUCAAUGCGCCAACUAUCAUAUUGCAUUUUCAAUUACCCGAUGGUCGUUACCGUACACUGGAAUUUCCACUGUCAAUGUUUCAUCAAUUGCGUUAUAAUGUUGCUCUGCUACUGAGUGAAAUGCAAGCACUUGAAAGUCGCGCUGUCAUGAAGAAAUUUUAAGUUCAAGAUAAAUAAUCUAUGUGGAACUUUGAUUUUGAAAUUCGAAAGCUCCUUUAGGCAAAGUGGCCAUUUAUAACAUUGGAUCGUGACUAAAUAUAUUGGAACAGAAUAUAUUAUACCUAUGGAAUUAACUCACCUUCGCAUUGAUGUGUGUGUGGAUUGACAUUAAAAGCGAAGCAUUUUAUCUGUCUGAUAUUUGUUGCGUUAUUUACCAAUGUAUUACAAAAGUAUUUAAUGUAGCUUUGUUAGUAAAGGUGUUCAUUGUAAUGUUAUUAAUGUAUUAUAGAAGUUGCGGCGAUUAUUGUUAUAGCAAUAGGUGUCUACGUGAUUAGCAAGUAAUACAAGAACAGAGUUGUGCAAAUAAUGUUUUCAAUAAUAUAUUCAUAGCAAAGACAGACUUUUAGAUAGUAGGUUAAAUUAAAUUUACAUUAUACACGCAUAUUGAUGUGCAUAUGUGCUUUCUAUGUAUGUAACAAUAAAUAUUCAUUAUAUUAACAAAUUGCCAAUCAA
This is a messenger RNA of Bactrocera oleae (olive fruit fly), 1445 nucleotides long. RefSeq names its product Like Sm protein 4 (gene LSm-4). Gene Ontology annotation, cellular component: nucleus. The record is from RefSeq and is a predicted model, not a curated record. Lineage: Eukaryota; Metazoa; Arthropoda; Insecta; Diptera; Tephritidae.